GACAAUCCCAAUUCCCACUCACUGUGCACCGCACAGAUACACAGCCGGGCCUGGUGGUGCUUCGCAAGAAUGGUUUGUAGAGCAAUACCGUGUUCAUGGCAUUGAAUUCGACCAUAUCUGGGGAUGGGAGGCCAGCGGCCAACAGAUUGAUCUCAUGCAGGAUACCCCCGCUGAUAUUCUUGUGAAGUCGUCCUUUUUCGCGAUUCCUGUGACCCCUGAAGUUGGCAGCCUGCAUAACCCGCUGCAAUAUAUAAAGGCCAACUGUCGAGAAGAGGAUUUUGUGGUGUUCAAACUCGACAUUGACACACCAGCGGUCGAGACCGCACUCGCUUGGCAGCUGCUCGAUGCAGACAUAGCGCAUCUGAUCGACGAGUUCUACUUUGAAGACCAUGUAUCUGGCAGUCCAAUGUGUUUUAUGGGAUGGACCUGGGGAUGGAAGGAUCAUGAUCUGGCCACGAGUAUCAAGUAUUUCCAAGAUUUAAGGAAGUUGGGUAUCCGGGCGCAUUCGUGGGUAUAAGCUGCAACUUUAUAGUUUAUAAUAAGACACAUGCACGAGAAGCUCAGACUAUAUUGUGAAUUCUUUCAGAGUGUAUUUGCUGAUGCGGUGUUCCAUGCUAGUACAAUAUCUGAGAGAAAUAUAACCCUCAUCAUCCAGAUAGGACGGCUUGAUAUUCCUGUUUCGGUAAUUGCUUCAUAAGCAGUAUACAUUAAUAGCAAAAAAUGUAAG
Molecule: messenger RNA, 727 nt
Organism: Sphaeroforma arctica JP610
Lineage: Eukaryota; Ichthyosporea; Ichthyophonida
Exons: 2
Coding region: 155-517 (120 amino acids)
Source: RefSeq, a predicted model, not a curated record